Molecule: messenger RNA, 5985 nt
Organism: Drosophila persimilis
Lineage: Eukaryota; Metazoa; Arthropoda; Insecta; Diptera; Drosophilidae
Gene: lilli
Product: AF4/FMR2 family member 4
Exons: 10
Coding region: 453-5693 (1746 amino acids)
Biological process (GO): regulation of DNA-templated transcription
Cellular component (GO): nucleus; super elongation complex
Source: RefSeq, a predicted model, not a curated record
AAUUAAAAAAUUUAAAAAAAUCAACUAAACAAAACAGCAACAACGCUAGUAACCUGCCAACAAAAGACACCAACAACUCAUGCGGUGCCUGAAAAAGUACAUCAUCAUCGCCUUACAACAAUCACAACAACAACAACAACAGCAACACCAACAAAAACAACAAGCAAGUGCCUCCGCCUCCCCAGAGGCCAGGGGACUAGGAAUAGGAAUAGGAUCAGAAACCGAAACAGAAAUCAGAAACCGACGACCAGGAACUGGACCGAACACCCACACCCCCCAUCAUUCGUGGGCGGCAGCUAAAUCGCCCAGAUAUCUUGGAUUAAUCAUCACUUAGCUGACGCCGCCGCCGCCGCCACGCCCCAAAGCGGGUGUAUGGGGGAUGCGUUCUAUGUCAACAACAACAACAACAACAGCAGCAACACCUUUAACUUCACCAACGAUCACAGCAGGCUAUGGAUAUACAUAUGAAGAAACUAACUAAACCACGCAUGGAGGAAUACGAGCGACGGAAGCGACGAGAACGUGAGAAAAUCGAACGGCAACAGGGGAUACAGAUCGAUGAUCGGGAGACGGCUCUGUUUAGCGAGCCGCGACGGCUGACGGAGGGCGAUGCCGAGAUCACGGCCGCCCUGGGGGAGUUCGGCGAUGCGAGGGUCUACAUCAAUCAGUCAACGGUGGGGAUUAGUCGGCACGCGCCCGGCGCCGGCAAUCCGCGUCUGCAGGCACCGCCGCCGCCCAAAACCCUCGGCCAUUCGCACUCACCCUCGUCCUCCUCCGCCGCCGGCUCCGGCUCCGGCUCAGCCCUGCCCGGCCAGAGCCAGAGCCAGCAGCAGCAACAGAAGCAGCAUUACCAGCAGCAACAGCAGCAGCAGCGACCUCCGGGCUAUCUGAAGCAGGCGGACAACAAGCCGCCGUACAACGGACGCGGCGGCUACCCGGGGCAGCCCAUGAAGAACGAUAUACCCUCGAGUAGUGGCAUGGCCCCGCCCCGGGGACCGCCCAGAUCUGGCUCUGGCUCCAUCUCAAACUCCAGCAGCAACUCGUCCAGCGCCACAAACAAUGCCACCGGCGGAGCCGCCGGCACGACUCCCCUGGGUCCGCCCUUGUCCACGCAGAUGCCCAAUGGGCGGGAGAAAUCGUUUCUGGGACCACCGGCGCCAGCGCUCCACAAUGGCGCUGGGCUCUUUGUGCCUCCAGCGGCCAGCAAGCGGCCCGGCGGCGGCAGUGGCGCCGGACUGCAGCCGCCCCCGCCAGAGAAGGACAUCACCAAGAUGAUCAGCGAGAUGACGAACAGCUUUCGGGUGACGGCCCCUCUGACGUCGAUAGCGGCCACUCCGCACGCCCCGACGCGAGAGAACUACAACCUGAACGGACCCAACACGAACAAGUAUGCCUUUGGCCCGAUCGGCUCGCCGCCCAUCGGCUCCCAGCCCUCGUCCCUGAUGACCCCGCUGUUCGCCCCCAUUGCGCCCAUCGCCUCGCCCAUUACCUCCCUGCUGACGACCCCGCCACACGCUAGUCAGGGAUCCCUAGGCGGCGCGAGCCCCGUGGCGCCGCUGCAACAACUGCCGCCGACGCCGCCCAAGGCUGCGGCCGCUCUCUCCCCCACAGCAGCGGCCAAGCCGCUCAAGACGGAGAAGAACCAUACGUUGGAGAAGCAGGAUUCAUGCCUCGAGAACGAUCUGGAGCUGUCCGAGUCGGAGGACGAGCAGCGCAAGAAGGAGAGCAGGUCGGCGGGAAACAGCAGCAACAGCUCCGAGUCGGAUUCCAGCGAAUCGGGCAGCGAGUCGAGCAGCAAGGGAGACCACCAGCAGCAGCACCACCAUCACAACCAUCACCACCAGCAGCAGCAGCAACAACUGCAGCUGCAGCAGCAGCAACAGCUCCUCCAGCAGAAGCAGCAGCAUCAGCAGAUCCUCCAGCAGCAGCAGCGACAAUUGACGGCAAAUGGCAGCAAGAAAAAGUACAGCCACUCGAUCAUUGCCGGAGGCGGAAGCACAAUAAGUGGACUGCUGACGUCCAGUGGGUUCGGCAGCGGAGGCGCUGGCAAUGGCGGAUGCUCCACAGCGAGCUCUGGCGGGGGCGGAGGAGGCAGCGGGUCGGGCGGAGGAUCGGGCAGCAGCUCGGGCAUCGGGACCAUGAGCAGCGGCAGCUCCUCGAACAAGACGCCCUCGCCCACGGAGAGCAACAAGUGGACGCUGAGUCGCUUCUUUCCGAAGCCGGCCAACCAGACCAGCUCUGAGAGCGUCUCGCCCGGGAAUGUGAGCAUGAAGGUGCCUGGCAUCCUGCCAGGCGGCGCUCAGAUCAUACCCGAGUCGAUUGAGGUGACCACGGCCAUUGUGAAGAACGAGAAGAUCCACGAUGACCACAUGGACAUGGACGAGGUCGAGGAGGAGGACGAGGAUGAGGAGCAACUGCAGCAGCAGCAGCAGCUGCGCUACGGCGCCGGACUGAGUGUCACCCCCGUGGCGGUGGCCGUCAAGAAGGAGGCCCUGGACGGCGUGGGGGAGAUGGGGGGUCUGCCGGCGAUACCAAAAAACCAGAUAAAACGGGAAGCGGAGGCCCUGCACUCCGCCGCUCGUCUAUCGGACUCCGGGACCAGUGGCAGCGGCAGCACCUCCAGCAGCAGCAGCAGCUCGGAUAGUGCCCCCGGCGAGGUGGUGCCGAUGCCGGGCCCCGGCGAGACGCUGCAGCUUCCGGGAGUGCCGGCUGCCAUUACGACGGUGAUGCGGGUGCACCCGACACUGAUGCAGAAGGCUCCGCCAAAUAGUGUCACCCUCACGCCCAUUCUGCCGCUCCCCGCCUCGCCCAAGCAGCGCCAGAAGAAGCCGCGCAAGAAGAAGCCCGCCACCAGCGCCCCCAUUCUGGACUCCAGCGACGAUGAUGACCCGCCGGCUGCCAAGCAUGCCCUAGAAUUGUCCGCCGCCGCUGCAGCUGCGGCUCAGGCCCAGGCCACGGCCACUGUUCCGCCGCUGGCCGUGAAGAAGGGACGCGGCAGGCCUAGGAAGCAGCAGCAGAGUGGCGGCAGUGGGAACCUGAGCAGUGCCUCGGCCGGCAGCAGCUCCCAGACGAAGGGACCCACGCUGACGGCCGCCAAGAAGCCGCUGGUCAAAGGCCCCGCCAUGGCCAAUUCGAGGAAACGAGACCAUUCCAGUCAGAGCAGCUCCAACGGCAACACACCCACAAAGAAGCUAGCCAUGGGCACGGGCACAGGCACAGGCACAGGCACGGCCAUGGCAGUGCCCAUGACAGUGAUACCAUCCGGUCCGGCCAAUGCCAGUGCGGUGGCAGCGGCCAGCAGCAGCUCCGACGAGGACAGCUCGUCGAGUACCGGUUCCACUGGCUCCAAGUCGAGCAGCUCCUCCAGCAGCAGCGACGACACAGAGACCACCCAGAACACAAAGUGUCGGAUCGUGAAACUGAACAAAACGGGAGCAGUGCCGCCCCUGGCCCGCUUGGGAGCUGUUGCUAGCGCGGGUGCGGGUGCAGGGGCCAGUGGGAGCAGUUCCCCGAGCAGCAGCAGCAGCGAGCCCGAGGAUCAUCUGGCCAUGAGCACGGUCAGCGCCCUGCCUAUGGCCCAGCAGUUGAUGCAGCCGUACAAGCCGCGAGCCGUCAGCCAGCACAGUCAGCAGCUGAGCAGCUCCGAGUGCUCUUCGUCGAGCGGCAGCAGUACCAGCGGCGACGAGGACGAGGCCAAGCGGGAGAAGGAGCGGGAGCGCAAGCGGAAGAGCGACAAGAACAAGAUCAGCACGCUGACGCGCAUCUUCAAUCCCAAGGAGGGGGGCGCCAAGAAGCAAGGCCAGGUGGUGAUCAUGGACCAGUCGGAGGAGCAGCAGCAGGUCAAGGUCGGCGACUCCUCCUCCCAGCCAGUCCCAGUCCAAAACGCGGCGAUAGCCAAGCUCCGCAUGACGCCCACCCAGCAGCAGCAGCAGCAGCAGCUGGGCGCAGGUCUGGCCUCCCCGGCACGGACCACGACCCCGCAUUUGACAUCGCUGAUAUGCAAGAUUGACCUCAGCAAGCUCUCCCGCGAGCGGAUCAUGCGGCUGAAGAAGCUCACACCCUCCCAGCAGAACGGACAUCUGACGCCCAAAGAUCUGGUCACGAUCCAGACACAGGGACCGUCACAGCCCGUACAGGUUUCGGCCCCGCAUUUAACACCCAACGGCUAUGCCGGAGAUGGGCAUGGGCAUGGGCAUGGACAUGGGCAUGGGCAGGGGCAGGUGCAGGGGCAUCUGCUGCCUGCAAAGGUGAAGCACGAGCAUCCGCAUCCGGUCAAGCCGGAGCCAGAGCUGGAUGCCGGCUACGAGAGCAAGUUCAAGCCCGGCAACGUGAAGCAAGAGUUCCAGCUGAAGCAGGAGAGGGAUCGUGAGCGGGAGAGGGAAAGGGAUCGGGAUCGAGAGCGGGAGCGGGAGAGAGAACGGGACCGGGAACGAGAGCGGGAACAGCCAACAGGAGGACGUCGGCGCAAGCGCAGCUCUAGCUCCAGUUCGAGUCCGUACAAGGAGAAGAAGCGGAAAAAGGAGAAGUCCGACCAUCUGCAGAUCAGCAAGGACCAGCUGCUGCCGGUGCCUGUCCUGCUGCCUUCCAACAACCACGAGCGAAUAUCCUGCCACGAGCGGUUGUCUUUUGACAAGCUUCAGCUGCUUCAUGAAGACGCUGCUGCCGUCGCCGCUGCCGCUGCCGCUGUCUCUGCCCCGAACGGUAGUCCCAGCAAGAAGCUGCUGGUCAUGUCACCGCUACCGCCUCCACCAACAGCCGUAGUCGUGCCCCCCGCCGUUGUGGCGCCCUCCACAUGCAGCGAAGCUGUGCAGACGACUCCCCCGUCGGCAGCAGCAACGGCCACAGCGGCCACAUCCACGACGGGGACCUCAACGGCUCCACCGGCGCCGGUCACGCGUCUCAUAUAUCGAUCCUACUUCGAUCGUGAGGAAGAGCCCCACAGCGAUGACCACAGAAAAAACAAUCAGUUCCUGGUGGAGGCCGUCAACCGGAAGCAUGCUGCCGACUCGGAGCGCGACUCCUUCAAUCAGGUCACCCUCUAUUUGGAAGCCGUUGUCUACUUCCUCCUUACCGCCGAUUCCAUGGAACGCAGCAGCUCUGAGCAGGCCACAUGGACCAUAUACAAGGACACCCUGUCGCUAAUUAAAUUCAUUUCCUCCAAGUUUCGGCCCUACCAGCAGUCAACGAACGGACAGCACGAAACGCACAACAAAGUGGCCAUACUAAGCUUGCGCUGCCAGUCGUUGAUAUCGCUUAAGUUGUACAAGCUGCGACGGACCAAUUGUCGCACUGUCAUCAACAGCCUAACGGAGUUCUUUCGCACCGGCAGGGGGGACAUUGUCAAUGGCAAUACGCCGUCCUCCAUAUCACCAUCGAACUCGGUGGGCUCACAGGGCUCCGGUUCGAAUACGCCGCCAGGAAAAAUAGUGCCUCAAGAAAUACACACUCAGCUGUCGAAGCAGAAUGAGUAUCUGACCUAUGUGAAUAGUGCUCACGAGUUGUGGGAUCAAGCCGAUCGACUGGUGCGCACAGGCAAUCAUAUAGAUUUCUUCCGCGAACUGGAUCACGAGAAUGGCCCGCUGACGCUGCAUAGCACCAUGCCUGAGGUGUUUCGAUAUGUGCAGGCGGGCCUCAAGACGCUCAGGGAUGCUGUGUCGCAUCCGACGCAACAGACGCUGCAUCAGUCGCACUAACGACAGCAGGAACAGCCGCAAAGGGAACGACAGCGGAACCAGAAGCAGAAGCAGAAGCUGAAACAGAAACAGAAACAUAAACACCACCACCAAACGUGUCUAAAUAAAAGUCAGGCCAAAUUAGCAACUAUUAUACACUACAAGCUACUAAUUUAGUUAAUCAAGAAACACUACACGCAAUGAAAAGAAACGAAACUAAACGGAAUAAUCCAAGAACCUUCCAACAGAACAGCAAGGAGAGAACCAACCAACCAACCAACCAAUCAACCAAUCAACCACAACACAACAAAUA